Molecule: messenger RNA, 934 nt
Organism: Prorocentrum cordatum
Lineage: Eukaryota; Dinophyceae; Prorocentrales; Prorocentraceae
Source: the annotation of a GenBank genome assembly
GAGGAGGCAGUCGUCCCUCGCCCUCGCCUGGAGGCUCUGAGCGACGGCCCCAGCGCGGCCUGCCUCCCACGGCCGCCCCGGCUCGAGCCCGAGCUCCCCGCAGCUGUGCGUGCGGGCAGCCCUCGCAGAUGGUCGCCGCUGGGGCAGGCCACACCGUGCUGCUGCAGAGCGAUGGCACGGCCGCGGCGUACGGCUUCAAUAAGGACGGCCAGUGCGACCUUCCUGCGCCGGCGGCAGGGCGGACCUUCACGCAGGCGGCCGCCGGAGCGUUCCACACAGCUCUGCUCCAGAGCGAUGGCACCGCCGUCGCGUGCGGUCAGAAUCGCGAUGGCCAAUGCGGCCUUCCGGCGCCGAAGGAAGGUCUGACUUUCACGCAGGUGGCCGCUGGACGAUGCCACACCGUUGCGCUUCAGAGCGAUGGCACCGCCGUGGCGUGUGGCCUGAAUGACGACGGCCAGUGCGACCUUCCGGCGCCAGCGGAAGGCCUGACCUUCACGCAGGUGGCCGCUGGAGCGUUCCACACCGCUCUGCUCCAGAGCGAUGGCACUGCCGUGGCGUGUGGCCAGAGGAGGUUCGUCGGCCAGUGCGACCUUCCAGCACCGGCGCGAGGCCUGACCUUCACGCAGGUGGCCGCCGGAGGAGGCCACACCGUCCUUCUGCAGAGCGAUGGCACCGCCGUGGCGUGUGGCCGGGACGACGACGGCCAGUGCCAGCUCCCGGCGCCGGCGGGCGGCCCCCCCUGCUACGCAGUUCACCGCCUGUGCCACGCUGCUGCUGCAGGUCUCUCUCGGUGGCAGCUCGGUGUCCUUCGCGCCGCCGGGUGGGGUGGAGCGGUGCCCGACUGAGGCGGCCGCCAGCGCUCGCAGUGCCAGUGUCAGGAGGGAAAGGAACACACAGACACAAUUAAUCGUCGAUCCCCAGGAAAAUAUGGGAA